GAUUAAGGAUUGAGCAAGGCCCUGCAGGAUCUUUACUGUAAAUGUUAUCUUCUCGAAGUUCAGCAGUGAUUCCUUUAUCGAUUUGUUUUCGCCGGACGAUGAAAGGAACAACGUGAUAGGCUAGCUGGAUAAGUUGCGCCGGCGCUGAUAUUCUCACCAACAGCUGCUGGAAUGUGGCCGUGAAAAACACCAGCCUCCGACGAUGACGUUGUUCCCUCAACGAUAGCAGCCAUGUUGAACAUCUCAUUGUAGUUUGAGCGUUCAAGAUGAACUGUCUUGUAGAAACGAAGAGCCAAUCACGCACGAUAGAGACAACACGCGGUCAUCUUGGAAGUCCCAAAAACGUCAGCAUAGCUGUUACGCAACAUCAUCGAACCCAGAAUUCAAAUGGAGGCACGAAACAAGCAAGUGCUAGCAGCCGGAACGAAUCUUCCCGCGGGACGAAGACAGUCGUGAAUUUGGAAUCAGCGGAAAUGUCUCCGUUGAAGAACUAUUUGAAUACCUUGUACAGCAUUGAUGAUAGCGAUGCCAGCGCUAAACUUGUGCGCGUUAUUGAACCUAAAGAAGAAGACUAUUUUGAGAGCCUGGCAAAAGGAGCCUCGCAGAGGAAGAGCGAAAUCGAAUGCUGGCAUAUUCACCGUCAGUGCUUUGCCUGGUCUUUCGGAAUCGGAUCGCUGAUUGUUUUACUUGGCGUGACAUGUCUCGCAUUGGGUUUUCUACUUCCACGACAUUCAGCGCUUGUUAAUCACGCGGAACACGAUCUUAAAAAGGAGACCUUGCCUCAUUUAAACGAAGGCGAAGAGAAGAUCCUCGACCGCAAGGCUGUCGAGCACAACAACGUGCUGGACACGAUGAAAGUAAGUGGCGGGAUGGCCGUUUGUUUUGGUUCCUUGUUGCUCCUGAUGGCUUUUAUUUUACCUCCUGGAAAUCAUCCGUUGAAAUGGAUCGACGAGGAGGAUCAGCCGAAUAUCCAUCAGCUCAACGAGGCCCUCAGAAAUUGUGGAUUCUAAUUGUUGUCUUCUAACCCUAUCCAUUUCUAUAUUUUGGAUGUUUCUAGUCAACAUUUUUUGUACUCUUUCUUGUACCUGACGUCGGCGACAAGUUAACGUCUCGAGAAAACUUAUCGAGAAACAUGGUAGGCCGCUGAAAUAGAGUUUCGUACUUCUUUUUCCUCUCCCUGCUUCUGCUGUCUGGCAUCAGAAGCAGCAGUCUUAUUGUAUUUAUAUUUGUGGGCUUCAAGUUUAAAAAUCCUGUCCUACAUUACACUCCAGAAUUUUAAAUAGACAUUUUUGUAUUGUCAAACUCGUACCCGAAACGAAUAAUGAUUACAUGUUACAUUUAUUCUUACUGUGUAA
Molecule: messenger RNA, 1355 nt
Organism: Daphnia carinata
Lineage: Eukaryota; Metazoa; Arthropoda; Branchiopoda; Diplostraca; Daphniidae
Exons: 2
Coding region: 267-1010 (247 amino acids)
Biological process (GO): nervous system development
Cellular component (GO): neuronal cell body; transport vesicle; neuron projection
Source: RefSeq, a predicted model, not a curated record